AUGGGAACCCUUUCAAGGAGCGGAAAGUAUUGCCCGGUUCAUAAACCAUGGAAUAAAGUUAAGGAUGCUAAAAAACAAGCGUUGCUUGAACUCCUAAAGACUAAAUUUGAUAUUCCGGAUGAUCCUGUGACGGGCACAUGGAUAUUGCAAUCAUUUGGGAGGAAGAUGUUAAGUGAAAAAAACAAGGACAAUCGGCAAGAAAAGAAGAUGGUGCAAGUAACUGGAAAAAAAAGUUAUGCUCAAGUUCGUGAAGAUCUAAAGGCAUCUUUGGGACGAGAUCCAAGUCGGAUGGAAAUGUUUGAGUCAUGUUUCUCCAAAGGUGGAACUACCAAAAAUGCAGAAGCUUCAAAUGCAAUUGUAAGCACAAUGAAACAAAUUAAAUCUAAUCUUCCCGAGGGUUCCAACGAUAAGCCUGGACCAGAUGAUGUGUUUUCUAAAGUCAUGGGUAAAGAUCGCAACGGUGAUGCGGUCAUGUAUGGUUUGGGUGUUCGUGCUUCUGAUGUUUGGGGGGUACUACCAAGUCGUUCCGCAUGUCAUAGAGAAAAUAUCCAAUUGAAGGCUCAAUGUGAAGAACUUACUAGUAAAGUGGUCCAGUUACGAGCCCAAGCAAAGAUGAAUGAGUCGAUGGAUGGUUCCAGUGUUCCGCCUUCCGCAUCACAUUGCCCUGUUGCAACCAAUGGACCUCCACGUUUACGGGUUUGA
Molecule: messenger RNA, 702 nt
Organism: Erigeron canadensis
Lineage: Eukaryota; Viridiplantae; Streptophyta; Magnoliopsida; Asterales; Asteraceae
Exons: 6
Coding region: 1-702 (233 amino acids)
Source: RefSeq, a predicted model, not a curated record